This is a messenger RNA of Sinocyclocheilus rhinocerous, 1520 nucleotides long. RefSeq lists its product as uncharacterized. The transcript has 9 exons. Bases 5 to 1243 code for a protein of 412 amino acids. NCBI's taxonomy places the organism in Eukaryota, Metazoa, Chordata, Actinopteri, Cypriniformes, Cyprinidae. The record is from RefSeq and is a predicted model, not a curated record. Gene Ontology annotation, biological process: cell surface receptor signaling pathway; immune response. Gene Ontology annotation, molecular function: transmembrane signaling receptor activity. Gene Ontology annotation, cellular component: external side of plasma membrane.
CAGUAUGGAGCUCAGUCAACUUCCUCUUGUGCUCUUGCUGAUUUCAAACAUCUACUCUGGACAUACUGAAGAAACACCAAAACCCAAAGUAACCAUUAAACCUGCUCAACAUGUAUUCAGAGGAGAGACAGUCACUCUCAGAUGUGACAUAAAUGCUGAAGGAGUCACUAGCUGGCAGUACAGCUGGUAUAAAGAAGAUUCAACCGGUGUUUUCAGUGAACUACAGGAACACACAUUCAGUCCUGUUACUGAGUCUGACGCAGGUAAAUACUUCUGUUAUGGAGCAAAGACAGACAGAUCACGCAGAUCACACAUCAGUGAUGAAGUUACACUGACAGUAUCAGAUAAAGCCCAGUGCCGACAUCGAGCAGAAACUCACGACUACAACAGAUAUCGUUCUGAUCUGCUCUCAGACAGCAGCAGAGGAGCUGGAGGAAACUACACUGUCAGUUCUGCUGCUCCAAAACACACAGGAGUUUAUGUGUGCAGAGCAGAGAGAGGAAAACCAGCCUAUAACACAACCAUCAGCAACACACAGUUAAUAUGUGUCACUGCUGUAAUUGUCUUCUCAGGUGUUUCUCCUCCAGUCUCUCUGAUCGUCAGUCCCAGCAGAACUCAACACUUCACAUUAGUCUCUCUCUCUCUGAGCUGUGAGGACCAGACUAAAUCUACUGGAUGGACAGUGAGAAGAUACAGAGACAGCUGGCGGCUGGAAGAUUGUUCAUCAGUGUGGGGAUCACAAACAGGAUCUACUUGUACAAUCAGCUCCACCAUCCCAUAUGACACUGGAGUUUACUGGUGUGAGUCUGAAUCUGGAGAUAAACAUCAUCCUGUUAAUAUCACUGUACACUUUGGUGUGAUUCUGGAGAGUCCUGUUCAUCCUGUGACUGAAGGAGAAACUCUGACUCUACGCUGUUUAGAUCAGUUUUCAACCCCACCAAACCUCAGAGCUGAUUUCUAUAAAGAUGGAUCACUCAUCCAGAAUCAAACUACAGAGAUGAUCAUCUCUAAUGUCUCAAAGUCACAUGAAGGUUUCUACUCCUGCAAACACCCAGAGAGAGGAGAGUCACCCAAGAGCUGGAUCUCAGUCACAGUGUCUCAUUCAGGAUCUCCGAUCUCUGUCCUCCACACACUCAGUUCUGUGCUGGCAGUUUCUCCAUAUCUGCUCGUGACAGUCGUGCUGAUUUUCAAAUGCUGCAGGAUGAGAGUUUCAUCUGUUGAAGAGCAAGAAACUGCGAUCUGAUCUUAAUCUGUCGUGACGGUGAGAAAACUUCAGCUUCAUCCUGGAAUCUCUCAGUAUCUCAGUUCAGACUGAACAUGCUUGCUUACUGUAAAAGUCACAUUUUAGGAGCGACUCCUUUUGGCAUCUCACAGUUGUUAAAGUCAACAUGAACCAGCAUCACAACUCUUUUGACUUCUGAGUGAAACAGAAUAUUCAACGAGAAAAUGUGUAGCGAAGACCUUGAUUUGAUCCAUCAGGAAUUAAUCGGAUUGUAAAAAAAAAAAAAAAAAAAGCUGUU